AUGAACCGCCCAGCCGACGGGAAUACCAACAAGCCUGGUGGUGGUGGAGGUGUGUAUGGAGGAGCACCACCCACUGGCUACACUGGAGGACCUCCAAGCUCGCUGCAGCCUGGAGGAGCACCCGGUGGAUAUCAAAAUCCUCAGCAGCAACAGGGUCAGCAGUAUCAGGCUUACUCAGGCUCGCCUGCUCCCGCUGGUGGUCCGCUCCGUCCUGGAUCAACCCAACCUCCUCAGUCUCCUUAUCCAACCUCACCGUCGGGACAAUAUCAGGCAUAUGGAGCUCCAUCACUUCCUCCCAACAAGCCGGCUCACACGCCUUCACCUGGCCCUCAGUCGCCCUAUCCUGGAGCACAACCUCCUUAUCAGACAAGCCAAUCGCCCUACCCCGGUUCCCAGCCCGCGUAUUCUGCACCGGCCAAUCCAUCGCCGUCCCCGGCUCCUCAGGCUUACGGCCAGGCUUAUUCACAAGCACCCUAUGGUGUACCCGCGCCUCCUGCCCAAGGCUACGCGCAACCGUCACCUUAUAGCACGCGGGACCAGCCGUAUGGACAGUAUACUCAGCCACAGCAAGGCUAUGGCCGGCCCCCGCCUCCCCCACCCCAGGGUCAGCCCUACGGAUCAGCCGCCCCCCAGUACUCUCAACCUCCUACAGCUCAAGGUCAACCUUACCCUCCUCAAAAUGCGCCUUAUUCUGGCGGACCCGUUCGUCCUCCCCAGCAGGGUGGGCCUCCCGGAGCUGCGUACGGUCCCUCGGGGGGUGCCCCUACUCCGGCUCGUGCCACGCAUCAGCAGAUCGCCGCCUACCGACAGCUGUUGAUUGGCACUAUUCAAGAGAAACGCCUUCAAAGCUUCUACCCCCUUGAAAGACUUGAUAAGCUCGUUCAGGCUCUGUCCAACGAUGCACCCUUCAAGGUGAACAAGCUGAUUCAUGAGCUUAACAUCCCAACCGAAGUGGCUAUGGAUAUCAUGAAGUUGGCUCUCUUUGAUGUUAUCUUGUACGUGGAUGACAGUGGCUCCAUGGAGUUUGAAGAACGAGGUGUGAGAAAGGAACAACUGCGUUCGACCAUCGAGGUCGUUGCUUCGGCCGCUUCCACUUUUGAUGAUGAUGGUAUCUCGGUGCGGUUCAUGAACUCACCUGAGCAAGGCGAUGGCAUUCGCAACGCAGACGAUGUUAGCCGCCUCGUUUCGCGAGUCCGCUUCCAGGGUCUUACACCAUUGGGUACAAGUCUACGCAACAAAGUCCUGGACCCUAUGGUGGUGACUCCGGCCAGAGCUGGUCGACUCCAGAAACCUGUUCUGAUCAUCACCAUUACCGAUGGACAGCCGGCCGGUGAGCCUCUGGACAGUGUGUCGAACGCCAUUGGCUAUGCUGUCAACGAAGUUUCUCGCACUCAGUAUGGACAGGGGGCCGUUUCCUUCCAGUUUUCCCAAGUCGGAAACGACACCAAGGCCCGGGAUUUCCUCGCUUCUCUGGACGAAGAUCCUCGAAUCGGCUCCUUGAUUGAUUGCACCUCAAACUUCGAGGUUGAGCAAGAUGAAAUGUCACGGGCUAAUCCCCCAGUGCAUCUGACUCGCGAACUCUGGUGUGCCAAACUGAUGCUCGGUGCAAUUGACUCUUCAUACGAUACCAAAGAUGAAAAGGCCGCUGGGCGUAGUGGUGCUCCGCCACCCGGACCUCCAGGUGGCCAGUACGGUGGUUAUAACUACAACCAGCCUCCCGCCCAGAAUUACAACCAGCCGCCUCCCGGACAGUACGGCUCGGGACCUGGAUACAAUCAGGCACCAUACCCGCCCAGCCAAGGUCAGGGUCAAGGUCCCCCUCAGGGCUACGGUCAAGGCUAUGGUGGCGGCUACAGCGCUUCCUCUCCGCAUCCCAACCAACCUGGGUAUGGACAGUCGCCUGGUGGGGCUACACGAGGCUACCCUGGCUACGGAGCGCCUCCCCGCUACUAG
Molecule: messenger RNA, 1953 nt
Organism: Aspergillus fijiensis CBS 313.89
Lineage: Eukaryota; Fungi; Ascomycota; Eurotiomycetes; Eurotiales; Aspergillaceae
Gene: rfeF
Product: putative transcription factor RfeF
Exons: 6
Coding region: 1-1953 (650 amino acids)
Source: RefSeq, a predicted model, not a curated record